AUGUGUGUUGACAAUAAAAAGAGAUGUCCUUCAAAAUACAACCACGAGGAGGAGGAGGAGAAGGAGGAGGAGGAGGAUGAGGCGCAUCAUGACAGGCCUUCAAAGAACAAGCGGGCCAGCGAAGAGGAGGAGCGUAUUGGGGAUGAAGAGGACAUAGUACCACCCUCUAAGAAAAAGACAGCUGCUGAAUUUAGAAAACACCUGGAUGAACAGAUGUGGGAGAGAAGGAAACUUGACCAAAUGCAAAGAAAUUUGCAGGAGUUGAGAAAUGAAGUCCAUUCUCUUAAAAAUGAAAAUGCACGUCUGAAAGACAUUAUCAUCAAUCAAAUCCCUCAAAUGAAAAGUGACAUCGCCAUUAUUGCUCAAAAGAAGACUGGAAGGACUCCUGUGGAGGAUCUAGAUUCCUCCUUCUCGACUUUUGGAGAAAUGCAACCGACUCCAGAGAGGAGACAGAGCCCAGAGGACACCGAGCCCUUUAAAGAGAGUCCCAUGGUGACUGAGCGCUUUCGAGAGACACCACAGACUGCAGCAACAGCUGAGACCUCAGCGAAAACACAGAUGGAAGUUAUAAAGGGCUCUGGGGUGUUUUGCCAGGCAGAAGCGUGGAAAGCAGCCCGCCUUGCCCCCUCUGCUACUGCCAUGGUGCGGAAUCUCCUGCUGGGCACCUUUGAUUUGGAGACUUUGCUGAAAAGCAACCUGAAUGGUGGGAAGCCAACCAGAGGGGAUGGGGACCAGCUGGUCGCACUUGACCAAAUUAAAAAGGCAGCCAUUAUUGGUGAGUAAAUGCAUAAUGCAUUGAGAAGGGAAAACCAAACUUUUAAGAC
Messenger RNA from Esox lucius (northern pike), 824 nucleotides. Its product is annotated as unconventional myosin-X-like. The coding region runs from base 1 to 783 and encodes 260 amino acids. The transcript has 10 exons. Lineage: Eukaryota; Metazoa; Chordata; Actinopteri; Esociformes; Esocidae. The record is from RefSeq and is a predicted model, not a curated record.